Molecule: messenger RNA, 2432 nt
Organism: Parastagonospora nodorum SN15
Lineage: Eukaryota; Fungi; Ascomycota; Dothideomycetes; Pleosporales; Phaeosphaeriaceae
Exons: 4
Coding region: 1-2361 (786 amino acids)
Biological process (GO): N-terminal peptidyl-methionine acetylation
Cellular component (GO): NatB complex
Molecular function (GO): protein-N-terminal amino-acid acetyltransferase activity
Source: RefSeq, a predicted model, not a curated record
AUGUCAUUGUUCGGUGGUGAUGCUGGCGCACAGCCUUCGGAUUCUUCGUUUGACUCCGAAGCUGAGCAAUCGCAGGAUUCUAGUACGCGACCCUCACCCUCUCCAGAGCGGGAACCUACUCCACAAGAUGCGCCAAAUACGGAAGACCUCUACGCCGAGCUCGAAGCCGACUUUGCGUCUCAGUCCGAGUCCGAGAGCGAGUCGGACGAGCCGACACGUCCCAACCGAUUUCAAGGACCGCGCUACACAUGGAGGAAAUACACGGCUGCAGAUCGCGAGAUCGCUGAGUCGCUCGACCAGACACAGAACCAGGACCUCGCUGCACAUCUGUACAACGCCCAUGCUCUCAAGAAACGUGUCAGACGGCCACCACAGGAGCUGGCAGGCCUGAGCAGCUGGCAGAACAACGAGCAUUGGCUGAAAAAGGGAGAUGAGCUGCAGUAUGCCGAUAUUCCGGGAGAGAUGCAGACAAACCUGGUGCCAUCUAAGGAUUGGACAGCAUGGCCUUUGCCUCCGCCAGAAACACGCAAGCCUCAUGGAGAGUCCGGACGUGGAACGAUUAGUAGCUGGCCGGAUGACUGGACGAUUGGCAAUGCAGAUGAGCAGGACAUCGGAGAGGAGUUGCGCGAUGAGAUGCUCGCUACAAUCUUGCGACAGGCAAAAGAACGCUGGCGCGCAAGGGAGACAGCAGAUGCAUCUGUCCGCGAGCUUGAUCGUACAGCACGUUCGCGAAGCAGGUCACGCUCAAAAAGUAUCAAAUCAGCAAGAUCACAUCGUUCCAUGUCAAGAGCGGAUACGGACGCAAAUGACGACGAUCUCGGAACCGAAGACGGGGAAGCACAAGAAGACGAGCAAGAGAAAUUUGGUCAUAUCUUAGGCAAAAGGCGAGGCAGGGUGGCCCAGCGCGUAACUCACGUCACGCCCACAUUCCUCGCAGAUGAUGCGAAAGCACGCAGGAUUCUGGACCCGAUGAUCAACUCAAUCCUGACAAAGGCAGACGAUCUCGCACUUGCCAUUCGCCGCACUCGACUUAAUCAUUUCGGGCGCAAGGACUACACUGAUAGGUCCUCCCAAAGCGACUGGACGAACAACUCCUCCGAUAGCGGCACAGACUCUGAUAGUGACGUGGUCAUGGAUGAUGCAAAGGCCGAGCCCUUGUCGAAGAAACGCAGUAGGCCCGGAAGCACGGCAGACGAACGAAGCCCCUCGGCCACCCGUGACGAGACGGGGAGAGCUGGGCUCAUCGAUUGGAGUGAAGUGCUUGGUCUUGCGGCAGUCAAAGGCUGGGACGAACGAGUGAUUGCCCGGGCUACUCAGCGUUGUGCAACUCUUUUCGGCGAGAGCAUGUCCUUCAUACCUUUGGACGAAAACCGUGCCGCAAUGCCUGUUUCCGAGCCAGUGCAGUACACACCAUCCACCAUACCGGCUCCAAACAUGACGGCUAGCAGACCGGUACCAAAGCGUCCCCUAUUCCCAAUUGGUACCUGGCGCUGUCCUCAUGUUGGCUGCUACGGUCACGAGAAAGAUUUCGAAAGUCCACAUCGCGUAGUAGAACACUGCAAAAGAGUUCAUGGCUACGACCCAAGGACCAACGACUCGGACAACGAAGACAGGGCAGUCGGCGGCGUGCACAUCGAUGGUUUCUUACAGCCGAUUGUUGCACAGCGUGGUUGGCUAGAGCGAGGGAAGUCGAGAGCUGGCAGGGAGAAGAAGAGGCAGAAGAUUGCGCAAGUUGAUGGUGCAACAAACCCGCCAUUGCGCCCUCUCCAAGCCCCCAAAAUGGCCACAAUUCGGCCCAUGAGGCCAAACGACCUCCUCCGCAUCUCCUGCACCAACCUCGACCACCUGACCGAAACCUACAACAUCGGCUUCUACAUGGAAUACCUGACAAAAUGGCCCGAGCUAUGCCAAGUCAUCGAGGGCAUCGACGGCAACAUUGAGGGCUACAUCCUAGGCAAACUUGAAUCCUCCCCUUACGCCGCGCCCAUAACGCCCUACUCCCCGGCCACCACCGGCCGCAAAUACCCAAACUACCUGCCCUGGCACGGGCACAUCACCGCGCUGACCGUGGCGCCCAGCGCGCGCCGCCUCGGGCAUGCGACGGCGCUGUCGAGCGCGCUGGAGCGCAGCAGCGAUGCGGCGAAUGCGUGGUUCGUCGACCUGUUUGUGCGCGCGAGCAAUGAGAUUGCAAAGGAGCUGUAUAGGAAGAUGGGGUACAGUGUGUAUCGGCGCGUCAAGGAUUACUACAAUGAUGGCGAGGAUGCGUUUGAUAUGCGGAAGCCGCUUGGGAGGGAUAAGGAGAGGGGGACGGUCAGGGAGAACGGGGAGGAUGUGGCGGUUUCGCCGGAUGAUGUUUGGUGAAGAUGGUUCAAGAAUAUGCGUGGUUUAUGCAACGAUGGAGAUGGGCUAAUGCGGAAUACGAGAAGUAUGUC